This is a messenger RNA of Blepharisma stoltei, 2887 nucleotides long. The record is from the annotation of a GenBank genome assembly. NCBI's taxonomy places the organism in Eukaryota, Ciliophora, Heterotrichea, Heterotrichida, Blepharismidae.
AUGAUUCCAUUCGUAGCAUCUCCAAGCACUGAAGAAAAAACAAGCAACAUUACAAUCCAAAAGCAGGACACAAAUUUUGUUGUUUUUGCAUAUGGCAUUGUACCACCUCUUCUGAAUCAUAGCAAAAUCAAGCAAUCCUUGCUAAGAAAAGACCCCACUCAUGAAGGAAUCGUAAAAUUAAAAUGCGGAGCCGAGCAUUUUGUAUGCUUGACAGAGAAAAAUGCGUUAAUCAUAGGAGGCAGCAAUAAAUACGGCCAAUGCGGAUAUACUGAGUUAGAGCAGUUAGAAGCGCUCAAAAAUAAGCCAGUUACUAAAGAGGAUCAAGAAAAAACCGAAGAGCCUGAGCCCCAAAACAAUCACAUUUGGACUGUCCUAAAAAUAGACGGUCACGAAAUUUUAGAUAUUGCUGCUGGAUCUUAUCAUACCAUGAUCUUGGUCAAAAGAAACGAAGAUGGCUUAAGACGAUUACUUUGCAUGGGCCAUGAGCUUGGCUCAGGAUUUUUAGAUAAGAAGCAUAGAUGCAACCCAACUGAAAUUUUUAUCCCAGGAACUGAUGGAGAUCCUAUUAAAAAGAUUUUUGCUGGCCAGCUAAGAUCUGCUGCUGUAUUGGAAUCUGGGAGGAUUUUUAUGUGGGGAGAAUGGUUUUCUGGUCAAAAGCAAAGGCAUCCUGUUGAAAUUAAUAUGACGCUGGACGAAGGUGACAAUAUAAAGAAAAUUUCAAUUGGGAAAAUGCAUGCUUUAAUUAUUACUAAAAAAGGAAAAUUAUACUCUGUAGGAGACAAUACUUAUGGAGAGCUUGGCGAGCCUAGAAAUGUAAGAGGAAGGGACAGACCAGCAACAAUUGAGUUCUUCAACAACUGGGGAAGAGUAUGCAAAGGCUUUCAAAUUAUAGACUGCGAAGCUGGAUGCAGGCACUCUAUUAUUCUAGACAACAUGGGAAAUAUUUAUACAUUUGGAGAUAAUAGUGAAGGACAAUGUGGGCUUGAGGAAAAUAGAGUUUAUACUCCAAAAAUUGUUGACGUGCCUGACAUUUUUGCAGACACAAACGCAAAAGCCAGCUAUAUCUUCGCGGGGGAUGCCCAUUCAGCUUGUUUGACUUUAAAUGGAGAUCUAUUUGCGUGGGGUGAUAAUAGUGCAGGAAGGCUAGGAAUUGAGUCGAAUGGGUCUGUAUUCCACCCUACACUUGUGGACGAGUUAGUUGGCAGGUGGUCAAGCACAGAUGCCAACCCCCCACCCCCACCCCCCAGUUUGGAUGUAUACAUCACACCCCCACCCCUGUAUGGAUCACUUCCCACCCCUGUAUGGAUCACACCCCCACCCCCUGUAUGGAUCACACCCCCACCCCCCUUGCAUCUAUGGAUCCCACCCACACACCCCCAUUCCAUUAAUAGAUGCCACCCCCCCCUAUAUAAUGUAAACUGUAUUAAAGGCAAAUAAAAUGUAUUAAUUGCUCACAGCAUAAAAAAUUCAAGUCAUAGGGAUGAUAAAAAAAAUCGGAUACAGUGUGCUAACGAGGAACCAUAUUUUCAAUGAACCUUCAAGCACAUACCUCGUGUUUUAAAUCAUAUAAAGGUCAAAAAUUUCUAAAUAAUGCAGGCUAGCUCCCCCCGCCAUUUAAUAACAAACAAACAGUCAUUUUUUUUUCCUAAAAAUUUUUCCUAAGGCCCAUUUAAUACCGAACAAAAUUUACUAUAAAAUUUAUAUAAGCUAAUUUAGUCUUUACAGUUUACUAAUUUUAAGUAGUUAGAGUAAGAUAAAGACAAGCAUAAUCAAGCAAAGAGUAAUAAAUAAGAGCUAAUAUGGCUUAAUCUUAAGAUGGUGCUUUACUCCCCCCUCCGUAAGAGAACAAAAAAAUAUCGUUUGCUCACGAAGGAGAUUAUUUGUAUUUUUACGAAAUUUAAAAAAAUCCUAAUUCGCAAAAAUUGGAAAGCAAAUAUUAAUUGAAUUUGUAAAAUUUUAUGUUUUAAAACGCAAUUUGUUUAAAAUUAAAAAAAAUUAGGCAGAGAUUUCAUUAUAAUAAUUAUCACUUAUAUAUCAAACUUUUUUCCAUAAAAAAUUUUUCUAUUAAAAAAAUUUUUGUUUGCUCACGAAGAGUGAGGGACUUUUCUAAUGGUUUUGUUCGCUCACGGAGUGGGGGAGUUAGCAAUAGUUAUUUUUUCGCAUAUUUAGGCGCUUUCUCUUUAUGUUGGCAUCAUUUGACUUUUUAUUAUUAACCCUUUAUUGAAAUUUUUAUAUAAAAAAUCAUAGAUAUUUAAUAUAAAUUUUAUAUAUUUUUUUCCCAAGAAUUUUAUAAGUUAGACCCAUUUAAUAACGAACUAAAAAAGUGUUCGUUAUUAAAUGGGGGAGUAAAAGACUUUAUAGAGAAAUCAAAAUAUUUUUUGAGUCAUUUAUUGAUUCCUUUCUAUGUAACAAGUUUUUUGCAAUUAUUUUAUUUUAAAUGUAUUACUAAUAUAUAUUGGCUAUAUCAGUCUAUGCUAAAUAUACUUAUGAUCAUUAAUAUUUAUUUAUGAAUCUAUUUAUGAAUUAACUAAAAUUUUAUUGUAUGUCUUAUUUGUAAGAUUUGAUACUUAUAUGUUUACCUAUAUGAUAGAGGGGGUGGGGGGUGGAGGGGGUGGGAUCUAUUUAACAUAUGGGGUGGGGGUGGGAUCCAUAUAUACUAGGGGGUGGGGGUGGGAUCCAUGCACGGGGGGGUGGGGGUGGGGGGGUUGGCAUCUGUGCUUGACCAGGCAGGAAUUUAUGUGGUGCUUGUCUUGGAGGGUUCUUCAGUAUAUUUGUGGCUGGAACAGAAAACAAUUCACUAUUAAAGAAAUAUGAAAUAAGAAAACGAAAAACGCAAGCUAGAAAAACACUGAGACUUGGAGGACUUAAACUGCCAAUUAAACUUUAA